CCUGCACACAGUCACAUACGUUCCUCUGUCGCACAUUAGUGCUGUAUGAUGGAUGGAGCGAGUGUUUUCAACACCAUUCAGAAGGUGUACUACCCGCUGCUGUGCAUUCUGGGUAUUCCAGCAAACCUCUUCACUUUCUACAUGCUGUGCUGGCAUGUGUGCGGUAUGUCGGACUCGGCACGUGUGUACCUGGGCUGCUUGGCGCUGGUGGACACCUGGUACCUGCUGUGGGUGACGCUGCUCGACCUGAGCCUGGUGUUUUUGCAGCCGCAUCCGUUCUGGCACUCGCACCCUUGGUGCGGCAUCAUAAACUUCCUGCAGUAUGGAAUGUUCUACGCCACGGCCUGGCUGGUAGUAGCCUUCACCAUUGAGCGCUACCUGGUGUUCAGGGUAAUGGUGAGCCGCCACCGCCACCUGCAGGUCAGACAUGCCCUCCUCACCUGCACCACCAUCGUCCUGCUCUCACACCUGGCCUCCAUCCCCCUCUGCUGGAUCAACGUGGUGGUGCAGGUGAAUCUGACUAUGCAUGGACAGACUGUUACGGUUCCGCGCUGUCUUUACCGAGACGCAUUCUACUCCACUGUGGUGGUUUGGGUCACGUCCUUCCUGUCCAGCGGAGUUCCCAUACUGCUUGUUAUCAUCUUUAACUCUUUGAUCGCGUACCAGCUGCUCAGCUCCGGUCGUCUAUUCACUAAAGAGGAACGGCGGACAAUCCGGGCUCGUCAGACACGAGGUUCUGCCCGCAGGACUUUAGUGCUGCUUGGUAUCGUCUCUGUGGCAUUUGUGGUUCUCAGCUUGCCACGCUUUGUCACCUACUGCAUCCUGCGCACCAAACACAACCACAAAGAAUUCGACCGAGAUGACUACACCAUCGCCAUCAACGUCAUCGGAGACGUGGCCAACAUGCUGCACAACCUCAACUCCGGCACCAACUUCCUGCUGUACUGCGUGGCGAGCAGCAGGUUCCGGCAAGAGAUCGGCAACACGUUCCGCUGCCGAGUCCGAGCCCGAGAACUAGGCUCCCUUUUUACACAAACCACCAUGAAGGUCUUCUCUGUAGCUGAGCACAGAGAAAAGGCUGGACAAGACCCUGUCUCUAUUGUUCUCACCAAACUGAGACACUUGGAGAGUCCUACAGCAUCCAACAGCAGAAGCUCAGAUGGUUCCAGCACAUUCUGGACCCUGAAACAGUUCUGAGAGCGCUGCAUGAGACUGAGAAAUAAAACAAAAUUAACAAACACCAGCCAUCCUUCU
Molecule: messenger RNA, 1254 nt
Organism: Clarias gariepinus (North African catfish)
Lineage: Eukaryota; Metazoa; Chordata; Actinopteri; Siluriformes; Clariidae
Product: probable G-protein coupled receptor 139
Exons: 4
Coding region: 46-1197 (383 amino acids)
Biological process (GO): G protein-coupled receptor signaling pathway
Cellular component (GO): membrane
Molecular function (GO): G protein-coupled receptor activity
Source: RefSeq, a predicted model, not a curated record